AUUAAGAAAAAAAAAACUAGCCGUUAGGCUCUUCGUGUGAGGAGAAGAGCCUCUCUCCCACCUCUCUGCAACAACUCAUUGCUUUCCACUGACAAUUUGUCUCCAAAUACAAAGAUUCCGUCUCUCUCUCUCUCUCUCUCUCUAAAGUGGGAUCUUCACGUGGUGUUUCACAGAAACCCCACCUCUAAUUCACAUUACAAAACCCAAUCACUAAUGUUUUAGCUCCUGUUUCAUUGUUGCUGAAGUUCAAAUAAGAGAGUGAGAGAGAGAGGGAGAGAGAAUAGGAAAGCAAAAGCUUCUUCUUGUUUUCUGCAUUUUUGCUAUUUCUUGAGAGUUAUGGAAAAUCCAAAUACACGUUUCAUUAAUUUCUGCAGAUACCCUUUUCGAAGUUUUGCAGAUGGGAGUUGUAUUGCCAAUAAGAAGAAGGAGAAAUGGAAGAUUCAGUUGGAAUUGAAAGUACCCUUUUUGCACUAUACGCUGGUUCUUUUCUUGUUUCUUCAGCUGCUCGUUUGUGCCAUUCAACCUGUUUCAAGCCAAGAUUGGGAUGGUGUAGUUGUCACCCAAGCUGAUUUUCAAGCAUUGCAAGCCUUUAAAGCAGAGCUAGUUGACACAAAAGGGUUCUUGAAGAGCUGGAAUGAUAGUGGUUAUGGUGCUUGUUCUGGAGGUUGGAUUGGAAUCAAGUGUGCUCAAGGCCAAGUUAUUGUAAUCCAGCUUCCUUGGAAAGGAUUAGGAGGCAGGAUUACUGAUAAAAUUGGCCAACUUCAAGCACUUCGAAAGCUCAGCCUUCAUGACAAUCUCAUAGGUGGCUCAAUCCCAAAGACACUGGGAAUUAUGCCCAGUCUCAGAGGAGUUCAAUUAUUCAAUAACCGGCUUUCGGGUUCAAUCCCUCCUUCUUUAGGUUCUUGCCUUUUGCUUCAGACUCUAGACCUUAGUAACAACUCUCUCACUGGGACUAUCCCAGAGAGCCUUGCAAAUGCUACCAAGCUUUUUAGACUCAACCUGAGCUAUAAUUCAUUGUCAGGUUCCAUCCCACUUAACCUCAUUCGUUCUUCCUCUCUCAUUUUCCUUGAUCUCCAAUAUAAUAACCUCUCUGGCUCCAUCCCUGACUCUUGGGGUGUAAGACCAAACAAUGCCAACUUCUUUCAACUUCAGUACUUAACCCUUGGCCAUAACUUCCUCUCUGGAAGCAUGCCUGCUUCUCUGGGCAAGUUAAGUGAGCUCCAAGAGAUUUCCCUUAGUCACAACCAAAUCACUGGAGCCAUUCCAGUUGAAAUAGGUGGGCUCUCUAGGCUAAGAACAUUAGAUAUUUCCAACAAUGCCAUUAAUGGAAGCUUGCCUACUAGUCUCUCUAAUCUAUCCUCACUUGUUCUGUUAAAUCUCGAGAACAACAACCUUGAUAAACAAAUCCCAGAAGCUCUUGGCAGAUUGCAUAACCUUUCUGUUCUAAAUUUGAAGAGAAACCAAUUUAUUGGUCACAUUCCUGCAACAUUAGGAAACAUUUCCACAAUCACACAACUUGAUUUAUCACAGAACAAGCUCAGUGGAGAAAUCCCAGAUUCCCUAGACAACCUACAAAAUCUUGUUUCUUUCAAUGUUUCUUACAAUAACCUCUCUGGUCCUGUUCCUACUCCUCUAUCCCAAAAAUUCAAUUCAAGUUCUUUUGUAGGUAAUAUUCAAUUAUGUGGAUUUAAAGGUGCAGCUCCAUGUCCUUCUCAAGCACCUUCCCAGAGUGUCCCAGCUCCACCACCAGAGAAGCCCAAAAAACAACAUCGUAAACUGAGUACUAAAGACAUAAUUCUCAUUGCUGCCGGAGCUCUUCUCAUUGUGCUAAUUGUACUUUGCUGCAUUCUACUCUUUUGCUUGAUAAGGAAAAGGGCAGCAUCGAAAGCAAAUGAUGGUCAAGCCACAGCGAGGGCUGCUGCAGCAGCAGGAGGUGGAAAGGGAGCCCCACCAGUCGCUGGUGAAGUUGAAUCCGGUGGAGAAGCUGGAGGGAAACUAGUCCAUUUUGAUGGGCCCUUAGCUUUUACAGCAGAUGAUCUCUUGUGUGCAACUGCGGAAAUUAUGGGAAAGAGCACUUAUGGGACUGUCUAUAAGGCCACGUUAGAGGAUGGGAAUCAAGUUGCAGUGAAAAGACUAAGAGAAAGGGUCACCAAAAGCCAGAGAGAAUUCGAAACCGAGGUUAAUGCUCUUGGUAAAAUCAGACACCCAAAUCUUUUAGCUUUGAGGGCUUAUUAUUUGGGACCUAAAGGAGAGAAGCUUCUUGUUUUUGACUACAUGCCUAAAGGAAGUCUUGCAGCUUUCCUACAUGCUAGAGGACCUGAUACACCCAUUGAUUGGCCAACAAGAAUGAGGAUAGCACAGGGCAUGACAAGGGGCUUGUUCUAUCUUCACAAUCACGAGAACAUAAUGCAUGGAAACCUUACAUCAAGCAAUGUUCUACUUGAUGAGAACGCAAAUGCGAGAAUUGCAGAUUAUGGGUUAUCUAGGCUAAUGACAACUGCUGCAAAUACUAAUGUAAUUGCAACCGCAGGUGCAUUAGGCUAUCGAGCACCUGAGCUUUCAAAGCUUGAGAAAGCAAACACGAAAACAGACGUAUACAGCCUUGGAGUGAUCAUAUUGGAACUUCUUACGGGGAAGUCUCCAGGAGAUGCGAUGAAUGGCGUGGAUUUGCCUCAAUGGGUUGCUUCUAAUGUCAAAGAGGAGUGGACUAAUGAAGUUUUCGAUUUGGAAUUGAUGAAGGAUGCACCUACAAUAGGUGAUGAAUUGCUGAACACAUUGAAACUAGCUUUGCAUUGUGUUGAUCCGUCUCCCUCAGCAAGACCUGAGGUUCAACAAGUCCUUCAUCAACUAGAAGAGAUUAGACCGGAGACUACUGCUGCUGCCAGUUCCGGGCCUUCUGGAACUGGCGAUGGUGCCGGAGUUCCCUCAAUCAGUGACUAAGCAAGCAAUUCCAGGAAGAAAGAUGUGUAUUUUGGUGGCAAAGAGAGAUUAGGAAAUACAGUAGAGUACAAAUUCUUUCAUUCUUAAGUGUUUGGUUUUGAGCGUUAAAUUUCAUGUCUGUAAAUACAUGUUUGUUUGAAUCUAUUUAAGAAUUUUAAUUUUUGCUUCAA
Molecule: messenger RNA, 3110 nt
Organism: Hevea brasiliensis (rubber tree)
Lineage: Eukaryota; Viridiplantae; Streptophyta; Magnoliopsida; Malpighiales; Euphorbiaceae
Product: probably inactive leucine-rich repeat receptor-like protein kinase IMK2
Exons: 2
Coding region: 337-2940 (867 amino acids)
Biological process (GO): protein phosphorylation
Molecular function (GO): protein kinase activity; ATP binding; protein binding
Source: RefSeq, a predicted model, not a curated record